This is a messenger RNA of Panthera uncia (snow leopard), 2625 nucleotides long. Its product is annotated as tripartite motif-containing protein 77-like. The record is from RefSeq and is a predicted model, not a curated record. Gene Ontology annotation, molecular function: zinc ion binding; protein binding. Lineage: Eukaryota; Metazoa; Chordata; Mammalia; Carnivora; Felidae.
AGUGCAGCCACUCUGGAAAACGAUAUGGAAGUUCCUCAAAAAAUUAAAAACAGAACUACCCUAUAACCCAGCAAUGCACUACUAGAUAUUUAUCUAAGGGAUAUAGGUGUGCUGUUUCAAAGGGGCACAUGCACCCCGAUGUUUACAGCAUUGCUAUUGACAAUAGCCAAAGUAUGGAAAGAGUCCAGAUGUCCAUCAACAGAUGAAUGGAUAAAGAAGAUGUGGUAUAUAUUUACAAUGGAGUAAUACUCAGCAAUCAAAAAGAAAUGUUGCCAUUUGCAACUAUGUGGAUGGAACUAGGGGGUAUUACGCUAAGUGAAAUUAGUCCAAGAAAGACAAAUAUCAUAUGACUUCACUCAUAUGAGGAAUUUAAGAUGAUGAACAUAAGGGAAGUAAUAAUAAUAUAAAAACAAGGAGAACAAAACAUAAGAGACUCUUAAAUACAGAGAACAAACUGAGGGUUGCUGGAGGGGCUGUGGGUGGGGAGAUGGGCUAAAUGGGUAAGGGGCAUUAAGGAGGACACUUGUUGGGAUGAGCACUGGGUGUUAUACAUAGGGGAUGAAUCACUGGAAUCUACUCCUGAAAUCAUUAUUGCACUAUAUGCUAACCAACUCAGAUGUAAAUUUAAAAAUAAAUAGAAAUUAAAUUAAAAUUAAAAUUAAAAAGUAACAAAUCUGCAUAUAAGUUUACUACACAGUUCAAAUCCAUGUUGUUCAAAGGUCAACCAUAGACUGACAUAUUCAAAAUACUGAAAUAAAAAACUGUCAACUAAAAUCCAAUGUUCGACAAAACUGUCCUUCAAGUUCUUGCUCAGAAAGGAAACAGCACAGAUGAGAAGGGAAGCUUCUCUUGCCCUCUCCCACCCAAAUCCUCCUCUUCCUGAACCUGUACAGUUUAGGUAGAGAUACAGAACAUGGGUUCUGGGUGGUGGGGGCAGACAGGAACAGGCAAGAGAGCUUCCCGGAGAAGACUGACAGGAAGAAACAUGGAUUCUACUUUUGUGCGCUGCGCCCCCAGUCUGCUUAUCUGUUCCAUCUGCAAGGACUAUUUCACAGACCCUGUCACCAUUAACUGUGGACACAGCUUUUGUACUCCGUGUCUCUGCCUCCUGUGGGAAGAUCCCCAGCAUCCUACCUGUUGCCCUGUAUGCAGGGCAGUAUCUCCAUGCAUGGACUUCAAAAGCAUUAUUUCUGCUGAGGGACAAGCUCGGGCUAAAAAAGAAUCAGUUGCCAAGCAGUUACCAAGGUCUGCCAGGCAGGUGUGUUGGAUACACCAAGCACUAAAGAAUAUCUUCUGUCCAACUGACAAGAGCCUGCUGUGUUUGCAAUGCUCUCAUUCGCCAGGGCAUACCACUCACAUACACUGUCCAGUUUCACAGGUCGCUGAGCACUGCAGGGAGAAACUUCUGAUGCAAAUGAAAUCUAUUUAAAAACAGAGAAAUCAGAGAAAUAUAAACAAAGAGUACAACUUACUUAGAGUAUGGCAGGGUUUUGUAAAUCUAAGGAUGGUGAUGAUCAAGGCUGAAUACCCUAAGGUGUACCAAUACCUCCACAAAGAAAAGCAAAAACAUUUAGAGAGCCUGGCAAUUGAAGGCAAGAUAAUUUUUCAUCGCCUCUGGAGAAAUGUAGCUAGAAUGCUUCAAAUGGGGAAACUCCUGAAAAGAAUCUAUGAGGAGCUGAAGGAAAUGUGCCUCAAAGCAGAUGUGCACCUGCUCCAGGAUUUGGAAGACAUCAUAAAAAGGAGUCAGUUAGUGCAGGCGCACUUGCCCCAGCCUGUGGACCCACAGCUCAGUGAGUGGACAAUCACUGGGAUGUCUGAAAGGCUUAACAACUUCCGAGUGUAUAUUACAUUUGAUGAUAACAUAAGGAAUUACCGUGUGCCUCUGUUUGAAGACCUGAGACGUUUGCAGUGCUGUCCUGACCAAGACCUGCGCCGCAGUCCAGCGAGUUCACAGUAUAAGCCUUCCUGGGCAGCUCAGGCUGCCUUCACCUCUGGCAAAUAUUACUGGGAGGUGGAUGUGGGAAACUCUCAGAAUUGGAUUAAAGGACUUUGCAGGGAAUCCUGGACAAAACACCAUAACUUGCUGCUCAACUCUGAGGGUAUCUUUCUACUUCUGUGCAACGUGGAUAACCAUUGCCGUCUCUUCUCUGCCUCCCUGCCACUGUGCCACUACAUUCCAAGACCCCAGGGCUUGGUAGGGGUGUUUUUAGAUUAUGAAUUUGGUAUAGUAAGCUUUGUUAAUGUUGCCAAAAGUUCCCUCAUUUGUAAUUUCCUUUCCUGUUCCUUUUCCUUCCCUCUCAGACCUUUCAUUUGUUAUGGACCCAAAUGAUCAGGAACAGCUCACAAACCUGACCAAGGUCUUAGCAAUUUUAAUAGCUGGGGAGGGUUCUAUCCUGGUGACUUCUUGAGUGGGGAAAAUCACUGAUACCUCAUGGUCUUGAACUUCAUUUUACCUUCAGGAGAUACAUUUGCUGUAUUAUUUUUUAAAGUGGUGACACUGUGAAAGAUGUACAUUUGUCUUUUCUAUUUUAUUGAAAUAAAAGUAAUCGCUUUAAAAAAAAAAAAACACUGUCCUUCAAAAGUGAGGGAGAAAUUAAGACAUUCCCAGAUAAUACUAGACAAUAA